Molecule: messenger RNA, 1568 nt
Organism: Cinclus cinclus
Lineage: Eukaryota; Metazoa; Chordata; Aves; Passeriformes; Cinclidae
Gene: SNX1
Product: sorting nexin 1
Exons: 15
Coding region: 4-1539 (511 amino acids)
Biological process (GO): early endosome to Golgi transport; intracellular protein transport
Cellular component (GO): endosome; endosome membrane
Molecular function (GO): phosphatidylinositol binding
Source: RefSeq, a predicted model, not a curated record
GCGAUGGCGUCGGGUGGCAGCCCCGGGUCCCGCUCGCCCUCCCCGGCCGAGCGCCGCCCGCCGCCCUUCCCCGAGCACCGCGGGCUGGGGCCCCCCGACAGCGACUCGGAGGGCGAGGACAUCUUCACCGGCGGCAGCAACUCCCCAGUCCUGAAAGAAGAAUCUCCUCUCCCUGUGAGCAGCUCCUCCAAAGAGAACGGAGUUCAUGUGGAGCAGGAUGAUCAGGAUCUAUUUGCAGAUGCCACUGUGGAGCUGUCCCUUGACAAUGCUCAGAACAACCAGAAGGAGGUGGCCAAAGCAUCCAAUCCUUUGCCCUCAUUAGACAUAGCAGCAAGUUCUUCAAGAAACCUUUCAAAGACUUAUGAGGAGCUGGAAGAAGAGGAGCAGGAGGACAAAUUUGACCUGACUGUGGGAGUGAGUGACCCGGAGAAAGUUGGGGAUGGCAUGAAUGCCUACGUAGCCUACAAAGUGUCAACACAGACCAGCAUGCCGAUGUUCAGGAGCAAGCAGUUCUCAGUCAAAAGGAGAUUCAGUGACUUCCUGGGGCUCUAUGAGAAGCUAUCAGAGAAACAUGCCCAGAAUGGCUUCAUUGUCCCUCCGCCACCCGAGAAGAGCCUCAUAGGCAUGACCAAAGUGAAAGUUGGGAAAGAAGAUUCCUCCUCUGCAGAGUUCCUAGAAAAACGUCGGGCUGCUCUAGAGAGGUACCUACGGAGAGUGGUCAGCCAUCCAACCAUGCUGCAGGACCCGGACGUCAGGGAGUUCUUGGAGAAGGAGGAGCUCCCAAGAGCAGUAGGAACCCAGACCCUGAGUGGAGCAGGAAUAAUGAAGAUGUUCAACAAAGCUACAGAUGCUGUCAGUAAAAUGACCAUCAAGAUGAAUGAAUCGGACAUCUGGUUUGAGGAGAAGCUGCAGGAGGUGGAGUGUGAGGACCAGAGGCUGCGGAAGUUGCACGCUGUGGUGGAGACACUGGUGAACCACCGAAAAGAGCUGGCACUGAACACAGCCCAGUUUGCCAAGAGUCUGGCCAUGCUGGGAAGCUCAGAGGAUAACACAGCCCUUUCCCGGGCAUUGUCCCAGCUGGCUGAGGUGGAGGAGAAGAUUGAGCAGCUGCACCAUGAACAGGCUAACAAUGACUUCUUCCUCCUGGCUGAGCUCCUGGGGGACUACAUCCGUCUGCUCUCCGUUGUAAGGGGAGCCUUUGACCAGCGCAUGAAGACCUGGCAGCGGUGGCAGGAUGCCCAGACCAUGCUCCAGAAGAAGAGGGAGAUGGAGGCCAGGCUGCUGUGGGCAAACAAACCCGACAAGCUGCAGCAGGCCAAGGAUGAGAUCUCGGAGUGGGAGUCCCGGGUGACACAGUACGAAAGGGACUUUGAGCGGAUUUCUGCUGUCAUCCGCAAGGAAGUGAUGCGGUUUGAGAAAGAGAAAUCUAAGGACUUCAGAAACCAUGUCACGAAAUACCUUGAGACAUUAUUAAACUCUCAGCAACAGCUGGUGAAGUACUGGGAAGCAUUCCUGCCUGAAGCCAAGGCCAUUUCUUAACUGGACUGAGAAAACAAACCUGAAUUUUG